UCUACACGAACUCACCGUUGCCGUACACCUGGAAUCCGAUAAAACAAUCUUCGUUUAUAGAGAGAGGGGGGAAGACGAAGAGUUCUAGAGAGAGAAAGUGUGGAGCGAAAGAGAGAGUGCAAGAUCUGAUCGAAACCCAGGUAACAAGCUCGAAACCCUACUGCGCCUCGUUAGGUCUAAAGCUCGUUCUUUUGUCCGUUCUAUUUCUCCCUCUCCUUAUGUGCACAGGUUUAUGUGUCUUCGUCUCUGUGGGUGAAAGCGGGUGAAUUUGGAUUUCGUCUUAGAAGGUCCCACGUAAGCCCUAAAAAUUUAGAGUCGCAGGGUCGAAAGUCCUGGAAGUUCUGGUUUGCAAUUCUUUCAUUUCUUUGUUUGUAAAACCCUAGAAUUAGACACAAGACUGGGAUUUGAUAUUAGUUUUGGAAAGAAAAGGUGUAAAGAAAAGAAUUAGGGUUUUGGAUGUAUGGCUUCCGGGCCUAUAGUAGGAGGAGAUGACGGAACUAGAGAGAAACAGAGGUACACAGAGAGUAAGGUGUACACGAGGAAAGCUUUUAAAGGACCGAAGAACAAAGCUAACGUUUUGAACACCGUUGCUACCGAUACUGCUGCCCCCACAACAGCUAACAACGAUGACAAUAAGAAUAGCACCAUUAAUAAUGGUGGUGUCAAUGAGACCGAAAAGAAUGACACUAACGUUUUGGCUCUGCCCCCAGCGCAGUCUAUUUUUCCGGAUGAGAAUACGGCUCAGCCAAGAUUGAAUUCAAAAUUGGAUGUAGUGUCAGAUGACUCUUCCACCUUAAAUCGUCGUCAGGACGAACCUCCAGGUCCGAAUCCUCUGCAGGACGAACCCUCAGGCGCCAGUCCUCAGCAGGACGAACCCUCAGGCCCCAGUCCUCGGCAGGACGAACCCUCAGGCCCCAAUCCUCAGCAUGACGAACCCUCAGGCCCCAAUCCUCAUCAGGACGGUCCCAAUCCGCAGCAGGAUACUGUUCCCUGUCCUAAGGAGUUGCCAUCAGCUAAUGGUGCUAUCAAUCCUGGAUUGGAGAAUCGUAUUAAGAUCAACUUAGGCUCAAGCUCAAAGCAAGAAAUGCAAGAGCUUCGGAGGAGGCUUGAGCGCGAGCUUGACACAGUGAGAAGUUUGGUCAGGAGAAUUGAAAUGAAACAGAGGCAGUUGGGUGGCUAUGGCAAUUCAAAUAUGCUAGCGAAUGAUAGAAUUGGUAAUACCAUUGGACCAAGACGUGUUCUGUCAGGGGUAGCAUCUGGUGGUGUUCCAAGAGAAUCCGCCAGGCCUUUGCACCAGUUAAGCAUAUCAGUGCUAGAGAAUUGUCAAGGAGUCGGUGAAACUGUUGAAAAGGAGAAGAGAACCCCCAAGGCAAACCAGUUAUAUAGUAAUUCUGAGUUCUUGCUAGGGAAGGAUAAAUUCCCUCCUGCAGAGAGUAAUAAGAAGUCAAAACUGAAUGGAAAGAAGCAGGGUGGGGGAGAAAUGGGACACGGUUUUGGGAUGGGAUCAAAAUUCUUCAAAAGUUGCAGUUCAUUGCUUGAGAAGUUGAUGAAACACAAGCAUGGUUGGGUUUUUAAUGCUCCUGUUGAUGUUGAGGGCCUUGGAUUGCAUGAUUAUUUUAGCAUAAUCACACAUCCUAUGGACUUGGGUACUGUGAAAACAAGGCUGAGCAAGAAUUGGUACAAAUCGCCAAAGGAAUUUGCGGAGGAUGUGAGACUUACAUUUCGUAAUGCUAUGACAUAUAACCCACCUGGACAAGAUGUUCAUAUAAUGGCAGAGCAGCUAUCAAAGAUAUUUGAGGACAGAUGGGCCAUAAUAGAGUCGGAUUACAAUCGGGAAAUGAGAUAUGUAUUGGAUUAUGGGACAACUGUUUCUGCACCAUCACCACUAUCCAGAAGGGCUGCUACAAUACCUCCGCCUGCCCUUGAUAUGAGAAGGAUUUUGGACAGAUCAGAAUCGAUGACGCAACCUCCAAGACCCAUGAGCAUUACUCCUUCUAGUAGAACCCCCGCUCCAAAGAAGCCAAAGGCAAAAGAUCCGUAUAAAAGAGACAUGACAUAUGAGGAAAAGCAAAAAUUGAGCACAAGCCUCCAAAAUCUGCCUCCAGAGAAACUAGAUACGAUUGUACAGAUCAUUAAGAAGAGAAAUUCUGCACUUUCACAACAUGAUGAUGAAAUUGAAGUGGACAUUGAUAGCGUAGAUGCGGAGACUCUUUGGGAGCUUGAUAGGUUUGUGACCAACUUCAGGAAAAGUUUGAGUAAGAACAAGAGAAAAGCUGAGCUUGCCAUUCAAAGAGCAGAAGCUGCAAAGAAUGCCCCACAAAUGGCGCUGGAACCUGCUGCGGUUGUGGCUCCUCAAGAAACCAUAGCAGGUGAAAGAAAUGCUUCUGCAUCUUUUCCUUCACAAGCAGAAAAACAGGUGAAUAAUGGGAGUAGGUCAAGCAGUUCUAGCAGCUCAAGCAGUGAUUCUGGAUCUUCUUCAAGUGAUUCUGAUAGUGAAAGUUCCUCAGCAUCUGGAUCUGAUGCAGGAUCACCGAGGACCUGAAUUAAUUUAAUUCUCUAAGGUAUAA
Messenger RNA from Neltuma alba, 2567 nucleotides. Its product is annotated as transcription factor GTE4-like. The transcript is spliced from 5 exons. Bases 461 to 2542 code for a protein of 693 amino acids. Gene Ontology annotation, molecular function: protein binding. NCBI's taxonomy places the organism in Eukaryota, Viridiplantae, Streptophyta, Magnoliopsida, Fabales, Fabaceae. The record is from RefSeq and is a predicted model, not a curated record.